Rubroshorea leprosula is the source of this 836-nucleotide messenger RNA. Lineage: Eukaryota; Viridiplantae; Streptophyta; Magnoliopsida; Malvales; Dipterocarpaceae. The record is from the annotation of a GenBank genome assembly.
CACUCCUUCCUCCUUAAUCCCAUUCACAUGAUUGAAACUCAUAUUUCCUGUGUUGGAGGUAGUUGAUUUCAAUCAUCUUAGCUAGUUCAGCUCGAGUCACCUGUUCGUUUUCCCUGAUUAAUAGAGUACUUUUUUUUUUUUUAUUGUACAAUCCAGAUUGUAAAAUAGAUAGAAUAGUUUUAUGGGGAAUUAUAUGUCAUAUGGCCGCCGGUCCGAAAGUGGUACUGGGAAGGUUGUCUUGGGGGAUGGGACGGUGCAGGAAUUUGAUGGGACAUUAACUGUGGCGGAGCUGAUGCUAGAGCAUCCACAACAGGUGGUGGUGGAGUUCCACUCGGCGGUGGCUGAAAAAAAGCCGACUCCUUUACCAGCGGAUAAGAAGCUGGACAUGGGGAAGGUUUACUUGAUGCUUCCUUUAAAGCGAGGGAAGCCGGCUGCAUUGUCGUCGGAGGAAGCUCGUUGUGUUCUUUUGAGUGCGACCACUUUGCUCCGGUCGAAGUCACUUUUUUCAUCGCGGAAGUUUCUUCCUUUAUUUGCAGGGAUUUGUACUACUGGUCCUGCAGAGAAAAUGCAGAGGUUAUCACCGCCGCGGGAGAACGGGCGAGAGAGGAAUGAGGAGGUUGAGUCGGUGGUGGAGUUUUUGCCGGAGAGUUUGGAAGGGAGGCCGGAAUACAUGAGUAGGCAAAUUUCCUGUAAAGGAUGGAAACCCAGCUUGGAUACCAUAAAGGAGAAGAAUGUUAAGGUAAAGGUAUCCCACUGGCUGUUUUAGAGACAAAUUAAGUUUUUUUUAUUGAUUACGUUAAGGUUGUAGUGGAGACAAAUUAAUUUUUGUUAUUGAU